CGUACUGUGAGGAGAUGACAGGGGACCGGCGGCUGGUGACUGAGAGCAGAGGACAGUGAGGGGCAUCUGGGGAGUCACCACAGCUAAGCUUACAUGGCUUUACAGUUAUAUGGUUUCUAACUUUUUAUCAUUCAAUGGUGCAAGAGAAGAUAAGAAACUUUGUAAAAUCCUUCUUUCUCCACUCUCUCCUAAAUUCUGGAAAUCUCCUGCAAGUCAAUCCUGUGACUAUCCAGCUGCUGAAAGACUACAACUCUCAUCAUGCCCUGACAACCGAAGGCGACUGCUGUAUAGGCUUAGCUUGGGGAGCACUGAUCCUGAUGGAGCAUUGGCUCAGUGAGGUCGCAGAUUACAGCUGCCCAUAGAGGUCUAUGGAGGGGAGACGGGGCUGGAAACGUCUCCUAAAGCAAUGUUCACAUGUGCAUCAGAGCAUUCAUCACAGAUCCUCUAAAAUGCUGGACAAUAUAGCCUGGCUCAGUGUUCUUUUUUUUUGUUUGUCCCGUAAAAUACUGGCCACUUAUGGAAACCCAAUGCACCCCUUUAAUGGCAAUGGGGUUUAUCGGGUAUCAUUGUUAUGCAGCAGAUGAUUGUUUUACUCCUAUGACAGAUGUGAACGUAGCCUAAGUGACAUGUCACCCUAGGGCUUGAAUCGCAGCAUAGACUGUUUAGUACUGCUCUAUUAUGUCCUUCAUGCUGUUGCUGUGGGAUCCCCUUUUUAGUAUGUGUGCAGUAGAUGAGACCUCAUAGAGCAGUGUCUUUUAACCAGGAUUCCUCCAUUUGUUGCCGGAGGUACCUUGGUUAGAAAACCCUGUCAUAGAGGAUAGGCUCUAUCCAUUAGUUCAGGGACGACUUAAAAUAAAAUGAGGGUAACUGGUGACGGAUGCUAUAUACAAGUUAGAUAAUGUCCAAAAUUAGUGCUGCUACUCGUUCCUCAUGUAGUCACAUGACAGCCUGUCCUGAAAUGAUAGGGUCCUGCAGGCAGGUUGGCAUACUGCCCUCCAACCUCACAUAUCAUAAUGUUGGAACUUGAUGUACUGGAGCAGGGACCUCUUAACCUCUUGGAACCUUCUGUGAGCAGGACUGUCACACACAGGUGGCCUAUAAUACAUGUCCCUUUCAUCCAUGAGCUCAAAGUUGAUCCAGAUACUAGUAGCCUGGAUCAGGUAUUGCUGCAAGUAAAUGUGCAAGGGCAGCACUACUCACUUCCAGAAAUCAGUGAGGACCCCACAAUUCCUGCAGAGCUGGCUCCUUGUGCUAAAAAAGAUACAGAAGAGCUAUUAAUUGUAAAAUCUGCUGUGAUGUUGGAUACAGUGGAGAAAGCGAGCCCAAUGGAGCUUUGUGAUUCUGCUCAGAAUAUGAUGUUGCAGGAAUCAGGUGCAUCUUCAGAUUUGCAGGUCAGAGAGGACGUUUUUGAAAUCACAAUUGCACAUGACCGUACAGAUCCUCUCCAUAUGAAAGAUAAUCAUACUUUGAACGGUCCUGCCUCCAAGAUGAAUGAUAAUGGUACAGGUACGGAAGUCAUGGGCAAUGGGGCAGUUUUACAAUCAAAACAGAGUGAGAGAGUAGGUAAUCUGCCAAAUGAACCACUUAGUGAUGAGUCCUCAGGCCUGGAAAUAUCUAAUUCUGUCAAAGGGUUAACAGAAACUCUCAGCUUAGCAGCCUCAAAGAGCAACACAUCAGUAGAUGAGUCUCCUGAAGGAGUUCUUCAUGAUGAAUGUCACCAAUGCUCAGCUCCUAACAAAAGUGAUGAAGAUUCUAUAAAGUGCCUUGAAGUUGAAAACUUGACAUGGCUUCAGAGUCCAUCUACUCCAAGAACUAUUGGCGUUGUUGAUUUUUCAGAAGUCCCUUCAAGUUUUCAAGAAACCCUGAUUAGCAAAGAGCCGCUUAUUUGCUGUGUAAAAGUCUGUUUAGAAACUUGCCUUUUGGAAAGACCAGAACCAAAUACAGAUGAUGAUGAUGAUGAUAUCAAUGCAUCGAAAGAAAAUAUGCCAAGAGAUAUGGACUCUACUGUGAUCAUGGAGUCUGUUCAGCAAGAAAUUGAGAACACCUCAUCCGAUAAACAAAAUGACAUCUCGGCCGCAUAUCUUUCUGACACCAUUUCUUUAGCGGUUUCUAAUGCAGGACUCCAACAUAUUCAGUCUGACACCUCAAAGGUUGAACAUGAUAGUACAUCACCAGGGAACUUAAAAGAUUACCUUUUUUUUAAACCAAAUCUUCCACCUUGUUUUGAAAAUUUGACUGGUGCCAAAGCACUUGACAAUGAAGAAUGUUCACUUUCUUCUAGCAUAAGUGAUUGUAACAGCGCAUCGGAUUGUGACAACAAACAAACAUGUGCCAAUAAAGAAAGUCUGACCCACAAUUCAGAUCCAAGUGCACACAAUGUAUUGUGUUCCACUCCAGCGAUGUGUGGCAAGCCUUCAUAUGCAAAAUCUGCAAGUACCUCUUCAGUUGAAGGCAGUGAGCCUUCUUUUAUUGGAUUUACCUCUCCUACUAGAGAUUCAGACCUAGGUGGGAAUACAGGCAUUAACUGUUCUACAGUUUCCUCAUCUUCUAGCUUUGACAGACAGUUAAGGAUUACAGGGCCCAAUGUAAAUUCUCAUUGCUUGUCUAUGGAGACAGAAGGAAAUCAGUGCACCAUCCCACAGACAAUGAAGUUACGUCCAGCAGAGGGAACUAAGAAACUCAUCCAGUCAGAGGGGCUUUGUGACUUGGUAUCAGUUGUAACAAAUAAUGAAAACUCAUCCAUUAAAAUUGUUGAAGAUUCUCACUGUUUGGUGGACACAGAAGACUCAAGUUUUGUGUUUGUUCAUGAUAUCAAUUGUGGUGAGACUAUGCUAUCUUCUCACACACAGUUAGGUUUGUUAGAAACAAAUAAAGAAACCGAUGACUUGAAAGUGCCUUGUCCAAGAGUAACCUUCAUUUCUAAUGAAACUCCAUCGUAUGCUCUUGUACCUUACAUAGAUAUAUGGGGUUCUCUCUCAAAGCCUGAAGUAAAAUCAAUGUUGUCCUUGACAGAAUCCAAAAAUGUUAUCGAUGAAACAGUUGAACGGACAAAGGACAAAGAUGAAUUAAAUUGCAGUGUUCGAGAAGAGAAACCUGAAGCUUCUAUGGAAGAUUGUAUGCCGCAAGCAUUCAGGAGCCCACAGGAAGUUAAAGCCCCGAGUCACUCUGGUCAUAAAUGUGAAAAUAAGCCAAUUUUUGAUUUUGACAGCAGACUGGAUCCAUUAUUGGUACAAGAGGUUAAGUGUAAUGUUUCAGCACAGUCCGUUCCUUGCCUUGUUGAGUGCCAUAGUAAAAUGCAUGGCAACAGACUAUUCAGUGUACCCUCCACCAUCAACCAGUCAGAAGGCAUUUGCCUUUUAAAUUCUAGUGUUUUAUGUACAUCUACAAUCACAGAAGAAUCGCACAAUGUGUCUGUAUUACCUAAGAUAGCUGAUGUCAGACAGGCAGGUGACACACUUCAAAGUGAACAAACAAAUGCGUGCUUCCUAAAAGAUAACCACACUCCCCAUCUGUCUCUUUUUAGUAAGCAUCUUGGUAACCAUUCUGCUUUAUUACCCUCUCUGCCAGAAGCUUCUGUAGCUGUGACUGAGAACAAGAGACAGAAAAGCCAUGGUGAUAUUUUUUUAGGUAACUUACAAUUGCAAGUCACUAACCAUGCUGAGUCAUCUGUACAAAUACAGAAUGGUCUAAAUAAAUCUCUUUCAUUAAAGCAAGAUACAGAACUUGAGCCAGGAUACAUCUCCACUCUUGAAGAGUCUGUUCCAGCUUCACAUCUUGCACGGUGUGUGCAGAUUCCAGCAGCAGACAUUAUUGAUACGACACAAAGUAAGAAGACAGGGGUGUUAAACAAAAAGGAAAGCCUAUUUAUGCUGCAUACAGAGAAUUUUAUGCCACAUGAGAGAGAGCCCACUCCAGGGAAAGCAGAUGGUACAAUUGCCACUAAAGUUAGACAAGUUAGGUCCCAGAGAAAUGUAUUAAAGGCAGAAAGUAAAAUAUGCAAAAAGUCACAAAAUUCCCAGUUAUUAAACGAGAGACAAUCUGCGAAUUGCUACAUGGAGAUGUUGAGUGGGUCUGCUGAAAACAGGAAGAAGUAUAAUCUGAGACCUGCACCUCAAAGCCUUAAUCCUACUUCACAGGAAGCAAAGAGACCAAAGAUUUCUGAUGAAAAGGGUGUCAGUUGUGCCAGUUCUGGCCUGCCAAACUGUGCUGACAAGAUUUUAGAAAGCCACCACCUCUCUCAGCCUAGACAAGCUUGUAAAAGAAAGGAACCUUUAAUUGCCAUCAGAAAUGGCUCUUGUGCAGGCACCAACUUCUCUGUGAAAAGACAGCCAAGCAGAAAAUGUAAGAGUUUUUAUGCCCAAGAAAGCUUUCAAAUAAACAGCCACACUCAGGCCUGUAAGACUUCAACAGUUUUGAAAGUCCAUAACUCCCAUGAUAUCAGUGUUGGAUACAGAUCUCUGCCAUCCAAACAAGUAGAUUUAAAUUUAAUUCCAAAGCCUCACUAUCACAAAAGGACUAGGGCAGUUGCAGUUUUUCAAAAGCCUACACAUGUACUGAAAGGCACCCAAGAUCAGAUGUUGCUGAACAAGUUAUCCAGAAUUGCUAAUAGACUGACUGCUCCAUCCAAAGCUUCCUGUACAUUAAAAACUAAAACCUUCUCCAGCAACAUGAAAGUUAUUCCAUUUCGUGGUGUGAAGAUGCAAGCAAGGAAGCUGCUGAAUGUCUUUUCAUGUGUCAGUAUGAGAAUGAACUCCGAGCUGGGGCAACUUUGGCAAGAAAAUGUGUGCCUUACGUCAAACAGAGACCGCCGUGUUUGUCAGUCUAUGAAUCUUUACCCUACAUCUUUCCAGAAGACUUACUCAAACAGUCUAGAUGAUGCGUUUUCUUUAAGUACUUGUAGUGAUUUACCAUUCCCUGUCUCUUUUCAUGUGAAAAUAGAUCCUACUUAUUUGUCAGACUUUCUAAAAUUUAACCCCCCAGAUUUUAUUUUAAGAAAUCCUCAGCCUGCUGCUCGAUCAUCAGACCUUUCUGAAUGGACACUGUCACUAUUCCUUUCUUCUCACAUGCCGGCAGACACUGGGAAUGUCCACCUCCUCACACAGUGGAACCCACAAUUUAAGGCUUUAGAAUCGAGUUCAGAGUCCAGCCAUAGGAGGAAGUCUGUCAUAAAGUCUGGAUGUUCAAUGCAUGGUCUUCACACAGUACUUGCACUUUCAUCCCCUGGGUGUUACAGGUUGUGGACUAGGAGAAGAAAUCUUGGUAGCCGAAUUCCCACCAUCCAAAAACUUUCUGUGACGCAAUUUGCACAAGGACUUAAGGGAUCAUCACCACAAUUUUCACAAAGUAAAGACAAAUUUUCUUCAUUAGCAUUUUCUUUGGGCCGUGUUCUUUCUACUUGGAGUCAACAUGGCUUAUCUGCCUUCUCUUCUGCCUGUACCAACACACAUCCAAACGGCAGUGUUUGGCUACCAAGCCAGAGCAGCAACAUCAUCAGUGUAUGUAAAAGUCCAAGUCCAUUGGCUUGUUUUCCUCCACUGCCUCCGAAUCCUGUUCCUCAAUCUAAUACAUACAGUUUACCUGUUGAAAACCUAAACCUUACUUUGAAACCAGUGAUCUGUCAACUAGAACAUCUGGGCCCUCCAGUUGGUUUGUCCUCUCCAAAACAAAAUGAUCCAACAUCCCUUUGUCGGUUGCCUUCUUGGAACAAGAAUAAUGAAGAAUUUUCAAGUUGGUUCUUUCAACAGAAAGAUGUCUCAAAACAUUCCUUAACUUCUACCAUCAAAGAUGAAGGCUUAAAAUUGCCACUUUACCCAUCCACUCUGCAAAAGAAUAAUCUAGAAAGUCCACUUGGUUUGUCUCCCCUGAAACAUGACCAAAAACCUGUAGUUAAUGUCACUUUGCAGAAAGAUCGAAUCCUUACAAUUUGCUCAUACACACAGUGUGAUGUGUCCAUUCAGAAAGAUGCUGCUGUGCAUCAUUCUUGUCCUGAGAUACCACCUAAGGGCCCAGCAAGUCCUUUUGAAGAAAAAGAAGAAAUAAUCAUCCCCUGCACACACAAUCUGAACAAGGACCAGGGCAAUGAGAAAGGAUCUUUUGAACGGAAGCCUCAACGUGUCUCUCAAAUUCGAAUCAGAAAAACUAUUCCCAAACCAGAUCCAAAUCUGACACCAAUGGGUCUCCCAAAACCAAAAAGAGUAAACAAGAAAGAGUUCAGUUUGGAGGAUAUUUACACCAACAAGAAUUACAAGUCUCCACCACCAGCUCGAAGCCUUGAAACAAUAUUUGAAGAGCCCAAAGAAAAGAACGGGAUCUUAAUUUCUGUCUCCCAGCAAAAGAGGAAACGUAUCCUGGAGUUUAGAGACUGCACAGUUCCGAGAGUCAAGCGACCAAAAGGCAAAGCGCGAGUAAUGACCAGCUGCAAGCGAGGGAGGAAAGCUGCCAUGGAGGGGGUACAGCUCGAUGCUCUUCUGAUACAGAAACUCAUGGACCUAGAAAACUGUCUGUUAGCGGAGGAAGCCAUGGAAAGGGGUUCAGCAGCUUCUGAAAUGCCAAGCUGAUACAGACUGAUAACUUGGCACAGGUUCAUCUAUCCUUUUAUAAAUGUUUAAUCUGUCCAGUUAAAUUAAGAAUCUUAAUGACACAAACAUUUUGAACAGGUUUUUGUUGGAUUUUCCUAUUUCUGCCACUGGAAGAGUGAAAACGUUCUUAGUCCUAAAAUAUUCUGGUCUGUUUUUAUUACAACCGUACCAAAGGAGCACACGACGCAGAGAUCAGAGCUUUGGCAUCAGGAAAUGCGCUUUAAGUUAAGGGACGUGGCUGUACACUUGGGCGUAGUCUAUAAUCACUUUUUUUUUUUUUUUGGAAGAUGGUCCUUAAUAAACCAUCCAAACUCUGCACUGGAAAGUGAAGAAUAGCAUUAAUGCACUUAAAUGAUAUUGUCUAUAUUUAUAAAUAUAUAUUCAUAGUUUUAAUGCAAAAGAAAGCAGAUUUUAGUAUUCUUAAGUUCUAAUCAGGUUGAUAAGCUGUCGCUUGAUGCAGGUUUGUGCCUCCCUCUAUUUAAUAAACUGUACAUAUGGUGCAGUGGUUGGUUGGUUUGUUUGUUUGUUUGUUUUUUGGCAUGAAGUGCACGUUUUGGUUAUAGUCCAUGAUUCCUUUAGGCUGGAAUUACACAUGCAGUUUUUGAUGUAGGGUUUUUUUUUUUUGUUUGCUUUUUAAGCAAAA
Molecule: messenger RNA, 7221 nt
Organism: Hyla sarda
Lineage: Eukaryota; Metazoa; Chordata; Amphibia; Anura; Hylidae
Gene: PRR14L
Product: proline rich 14 like
Exons: 9
Coding region: 1014-6557 (1847 amino acids)
Source: RefSeq, a predicted model, not a curated record